Molecule: messenger RNA, 351 nt
Organism: Penaeus vannamei (Pacific white shrimp)
Lineage: Eukaryota; Metazoa; Arthropoda; Malacostraca; Decapoda; Penaeidae
Source: RefSeq, a predicted model, not a curated record
AUGCUAAUGAAGCCAGUUGUACGUGUUGCUGCCGUGUGCAACUUCCUCGUGAGCGUGGUACAGCGGCUGGUGGGGUUGCCAGAAGGAGAUCGAGUACAGACGCAAGCCCGACCCCAUUCACCACUACGCCCUUGCUGUUGCGUCUCUCCUGGUGAUCCUGACGGCAGCUCUCGUGGCCACGGCGCUUCCGGCGAGGUUAUGGCAGCUGUGGAUCGCCGUGGCCCUUGUGUGCCGGGGUCGUGCUCCUGGUGGCCCAGUGGUCGUGGUCCUGUGGCCGUAAGACUGUCAUCCGCAAGUGGUGGGCAAGGAUCGUCACUUCUGCCUGCGUGGUGAUUGCGGGACCCACUUCGC